AUGGAACAAGAGUCCUCCACCCAAGUAAGGCAUCUGGUGGAUGACUUCUACUUCUAUGCGCUCUCCGACACAGACCAAGAGCUCUUCCCCAUCUCCGACGAGAAGUACGCCGACGGGCUCCAGCUCCAGGAAGUGCUCAUGUCUGCGGUGGUUGCUUCUUGUUCCGUUCGUAUCAGAUCGCCGGCAGUGAGAACCAUAAAGGAGAGGGGCGAGUCCUCUUCGAGCGCCCCAGUGCUCUGCAAGAUCUGCAUGGACACAGCACCAGCAGCCGAGAUGUUCCGGAGCAGCAACUGCUCCCACUCCUUCUGCCGCGACUGCUUGAGCCGGUACAUCGGCGCGAAGGUCCAGGAGAACAUACUGAUGGUGAAGUGUCCGGAGAUCGAGUGCAAGGGGGUCCUGCGGCCGGAGCUGUGCCAGGAUAUCGUCCCGGCGGACGUGUUCUCGCGGUGGGAGACGGCGCUCUGCGAGUCCAUGGUCCUCGCGUCACAGAGGUUCUACUGCCCGUUCAAGGAUUGCUCGGCGCUUAUGAUUGACGAUGGGCAGGAGACGGUGAUGCAGGCGGAGUGCCCGAGCUGCCAGAGGCUGUUCUGCGCGCAGUGCAAGGUGGGGUGGCAUUCGGGGCUGAGCUGCGAGGAGUUCAAGAUGUUGGGAACCGAUGAGAGGGGGAGAGAGGAUCUUAUGUUGAUGAAGAUCGCCAAGGACAAGAGGUGGAAGAGGUGCCCAAGGUGCAAGUUCUUCGUGGAGAAGACUCAGGGCUGCAUGCAUAUUAGGUGCAGGUGUGGCUUUGAGUUCUGCUAUGGAUGUGGAUCAAAAUAUGUGAUGGCUCAUGCUUGCAGCAGUGCUUAA
This is a messenger RNA of Musa acuminata AAA Group (dessert banana), 846 nucleotides long. Its product is annotated as E3 ubiquitin-protein ligase RSL1. NCBI's taxonomy places the organism in Eukaryota, Viridiplantae, Streptophyta, Magnoliopsida, Zingiberales, Musaceae. Gene Ontology annotation, biological process: ubiquitin-dependent protein catabolic process; positive regulation of proteasomal ubiquitin-dependent protein catabolic process; protein polyubiquitination. The transcript is spliced from 2 exons. Gene Ontology annotation, cellular component: cytoplasm; ubiquitin ligase complex. The coding region runs from base 1 to 846 and encodes 281 amino acids. Gene Ontology annotation, molecular function: ubiquitin conjugating enzyme binding; ubiquitin protein ligase activity; zinc ion binding. The record is from RefSeq and is a predicted model, not a curated record.